AUGUUCUCGGCCUUUUUUCGCCGGGUGAAAUCCUACAAGGAAAAGAUCCCGUUUCUAAAAGACCUACACCUCAACUUUAUUCUCCUCCAUUACGCCUACAUCAUUUCUUGGGCUAUCAUAGGUUCCCUCAUCGUUUACGCCGGUGGGAACGUUGCCUAUGUCGAUGCCCUCUUCCAAGCCGCUGGUGCCGCCACCCAGAGCGGGCUGAACACCGUCGAUCUGAAUCUCCUCCGGCUAUAUCAACAAAUUGUCCUUUACCUGAUCACAUGCCUGUGCACACCGAUCUUCAUCCACGGCGCCCUGGUAUUUAUUCGGUUAUACUGGUUCGAGAAGCGCUUCCAACAUGUGGUCCGAGACGCUCGGGCGAUGCGACGGACCCGAUCCCGCAUGGAAACGGUAACCGAUGAUGGUAACAGCGAGAAUAUCAACCGUGCGGAGCUUGGAGUCAGCGGUCGACCCAUUGUGAACGUUAAUUCGGGCAUCAACACACCGGAACCCCGGGCGAGUAGUGUUGACUCCAGCUCCGAAGGAACAGACACGGGCAGUGAACGUGAACCUCGUUUCGGCCUCGGUAGCUUGAAGGUGCCAACCCAUUUGAGCCCUGAACACCACAUUGCCUUCUUGGAAAAGCAGCGGAAGGACAAAGGAGCUCUGCGCAUUCCGAGUCCUCGGGAGUACGACCGUGGUGGUGCGCCAGAGGCGUUGGAAGAAGAUGCCGACCAGGAGGGUGAGCAGGCCCAGCAACCCAGCGACCAUGACGACCAAGACGAACAGAGCCCCGUUGCACACCCCGAGGAGCUCGAUCAGCUUGGUCCACUUGAAGGACCACACAUCACCAUCAACGAGCCAGAUAUUUCACGAACCCGCCCACGCGGUAACACGUUCCCUCGUCUGGAGACUCGCCCCACUUUCCGAGAGACUAAAGAUGGGAAUGAGACUACUACUCUUGCCCCUACUAACACUAGGAACACCUUCAGGGGUUGGAAUGCGACAGUGGCUCGUAACUCCAAUUUCGUUGAUCUGACCGAGGAGCAGCGUGACGAGUUGGGCGGUAUCGAAUACCGUGCGCUCAAGACCUUGGCCGUUGUUCUUAUCACCUACUACGUCGGUUUUCAUCUCAUUGGCAUGGUUAGCCUGGUCGGUUGGAUCAUGAGAGCGAACAAAUGGGGCGACAUUGUCCGGGCUGAUGGAGUUGGGCGGCCGUGGUGGGGAAUCUUUACCGCUGCGUCCGCCUUCAACGACUUGGGUUUCACCUUGACACCCGACUCGAUGACCUCCUUCCAAAGGGCUGUUUUCCCUCUGCUGAUGAUGUCGUUCUUAAUUAUCAUUGGCAAUACCGCCUUCCCAUGCAUGCUUCGUUUGAUCAUCUGGAUCCUUUCGAAAUUCACCCGCCAGGGCACUGCGCUAUGGGAAGAGCUGAAGUUUCUUCUGGAUCAUCCCCGUCGAUGCUUCACUCUACUGUUCCCUCGCAAUGCCACCUGGUGGCUGUUUGCGAUUCUAGUCGCAUUAAACUGCAUUGAUGUGAUCUUCUUCGUCAUCCUGGAUCUCAACGAUUCUGCCGUCACUUCACUGCCACCCGCCAUUCGAGUUGUGGACGGCUUCUUCCAAGCCUCUGCGACACGAACAGCCGGCUUUGGAAUCAUCAGUCUUUCAGAACUUCACCCCGCUGUCCAAGUGUCCUAUAUGAUCAUGAUGUAUAUCUCAGUAUUUCCCAUUGCCAUCUCUAUGCGUCGGACCAACGUCUACGAAGAGAAGAGUUUGGGAAUUUACGAUGCCGCAGAGGAGGAUGACGACGAAGAAACAAAUGCCCCCACCUAUAUCGGAGCUCACUUGCGACGCCAGCUGAGUUUCGAUUUAUGGUAUGUCUUUUUGGGUCUAUUUAUCAUUACCAUAGCGGAAGGAUCAAAAUUGCAGCAAAACGACAACGCCUUCCAGGUGUUUAAUGUUUUGUUUGAGGUUGUCUCGGCAUACGGUACUGUGGGUCUGUCGUUUGGAUACACAAAUGUCAACACCUCCUUCUCGGGGCAGUUCAAUGUGAUCUCCAAGUUGGUGAUCAUUGCUAUGCAAGUUCGUGGUCGCCACCGUGGCCUGCCUUAUGCACUUGACCGCGCCGUCCUUCUCCCCUCCGAUGCUCUCAACCGACAUGAGGCUGCAGAGGGAGAGCGCCGCAUGCGCCGCCGCGCAUCCAACCUGAGUGGUGGUGGGUCUUUCGCGCCAUCGCAAUCGCGUACCUUGUCUCAGGCGAGGAACGAUGCUAGUCAAUCUCAGACUAGGAAUGAGGCUGCUCUGUCUUCGGGUAUGGAAUCCCGCGACUGGCAGCCUCAGUCUGCUCCUACUGGAGACUCGCUCAUACGUCGUGCGUCGACUCUCCGAUCCAAUCGGUAG
Molecule: messenger RNA, 2385 nt
Organism: Penicillium mononematosum
Lineage: Eukaryota; Fungi; Ascomycota; Eurotiomycetes; Eurotiales; Aspergillaceae
Product: potassium ion transporter
Exons: 4
Coding region: 1-2385 (794 amino acids)
Biological process (GO): potassium ion import across plasma membrane; intracellular potassium ion homeostasis
Cellular component (GO): plasma membrane
Molecular function (GO): high-affinity potassium ion transmembrane transporter activity
Source: RefSeq, a predicted model, not a curated record